Pyricularia grisea is the source of this 1503-nucleotide messenger RNA. RefSeq lists its product as uncharacterized. Bases 1 to 1503 code for a protein of 500 amino acids. NCBI's taxonomy places the organism in Eukaryota, Fungi, Ascomycota, Sordariomycetes, Magnaporthales, Pyriculariaceae. The record is from RefSeq and is a predicted model, not a curated record. The transcript is spliced from 2 exons.
AUGUCGACGAGACAAACGACUCUGGCUUCUGCAGUCUUUGGAUUGCUCGUCUUUUAUCCGAUUCUCGUCUUCGCGCAGGCCGUUCCACCGCCAGGACCUACCCAACCGGGUACGGCGCCAAACUGCAACAAAUGGCACAUCAUAGUCUCUGGCGACAACUGCGAUAAUGUGUCGGCAAAGUACAAGAUCACCCUGGAGCAGUUCCUCAAAUGGAACCCGGCAGUCUCGAGCGACUGCCUGCAGUUCUUCUGGCCCGACUAUGCCUACUGCGUGUCGGUCGACGCCAGCAUCACUGUCGUCCCGACCACUUCGACGUCCAUCCGUACCACCUUUGCCACGCGGACAACCUCUGCUGUCUCGACUUCUGUGCAGACGCCCAUCUCGACCCCCUCCUACACCUUCAACCACCCCGUCACGGACCUCAACAUCACAACGCCCACGAUCCCGACCGAGGAAUGGCCACCCAAAAACACGCAGGCAGGGCAGCCCUCCUACUGCAACGACUGGCACCUCGUGAUGCCGGGCGAAUCGUGCCGGGCCAUCGUCCUGCAGCACGGCAGCUGGAUGGGCGUCGAGGACUUCUUCCUCUGGAACCCAGCCGUCGGGUCCGACUGCAUGGGCCUCAGCCUGUACAAGUACGUCUGCGUCGGGAUCCAGCCCCAGACGCAAAUCUCCAUCGACUUCCCCACCUUCACCAACAACGCCACCGUCCCACCCAUGGUGAUCCCGACGGCCGUGGAGCUGCCGCCCGUCGACAACAACUUUGCGCCCACGCCGGCCCAGGGACCCCUCCCCACCGACUGCGUAGAGUACUACCAGACCCAGCCGGACGAGACGUGCCGCGACGUGGUGGCCAAGCACGACAGCAUCACGCAGGCGCAGUUCCUGGCGUGGCAUCCUUUCCUGAAUGGCAACUGCGACGGGCUGUGGCUCGGCUACUACUACUGCAUCCUGGUGGAAAACUUCAUCCCCGAGCCGCCCAUCGAGACGAUCGCGCCGACUCCCGUAGAACCCGGAAUCGUGUCCGACUGCCGGGCCUGGUUCCAAGCCACCGGCCCGAACUGGACCUGCGAUCAGUUUGUUUUGAUCUUUGGCCGCUUCUCGCUAUCCGACUUUAUCAAGUGGAACCCCGCUGUUGGGUCGUCGUGUGAAAACAGCAUCAAAGAAGAGUAUUGGUACUGCGUCGCCGUCCCCGGCACACCUACGACGCGGACUGCGACGCUGCCUGGAGUCACGGGUACGGCCACUGUUGUGCCACCGACUUCCACUGUUGCUGUGCCGCCCACUUCCACCGUUGCUACUCCUCCAGUGGCGACGCCUACGCCCACCCAGUCAGGCAUGAUAUCCGGCUGCCGCAAGUUCUACUUUGUCGUCUCCGGCGAUGGGUGUUGGGCCAUUGCCAACUCGGCGGGCAUCUCGUUGGAUGACUUUUACAAAUGGAACCCUGGAAUCGAGGAGUGCGGCAAGCUGUGGCCAGACUACUAUGUCUGUGUUGGUGUAUAG